Messenger RNA from Rhinolophus ferrumequinum (greater horseshoe bat), 11944 nucleotides. It is a transcript of the gene GPATCH2L, whose product is annotated as G-patch domain containing 2 like. The coding region runs from base 328 to 1776 and encodes 482 amino acids. NCBI's taxonomy places the organism in Eukaryota, Metazoa, Chordata, Mammalia, Chiroptera, Rhinolophidae. The transcript has 10 exons. The record is from RefSeq and is a predicted model, not a curated record.
AAGCCAGCAAUGGGGGGGGGGUUCUUCCCCGGACGGGCUCCUCACCCCCUGCCUUGCCGGGGCCACAACCGCAAUCGCUUCUAGCGCAUUGUCUGGUCUCCGGGUUUCCCCAAGGUCCCGCCCUCCAUAGGGCGGAAGUUGGCCGGGCCGCGGACCGGAAGCGCUGGACCGGGGCGGGCUGUCUCGCGCAGGAAGCUCCUCCCACUCCGCACUGCCCCACCCCUCCGGCCUAUACCGGAAAUGAGGUCAGAGGGGGAACCCCGGCGGGGAGACUCGGCCAAAAAAGCGGAGGCCGGUGGAGGUACCUGCGGCAGCUGAUGUGGCCUCAUGGAUGAGCUGGUACACGACCUCACGUCAGCCUUGGAGCAGACGUCUGAACAGAAGAAGCUGGGUGAGCUCUGGGAGGAUAUGGCCUUGAGCCCUCGGCAGCAGAGGCGCCAGCUUCGCAAACGGAGAGGCCGGAAGCGCCGGUCAGACUUCACUCACCUGGCAGAGCACACCUGCUGCUACAGUGAGGCCUCUGAGUCCAGUCUGGAGGAGGCCAUUAAGGACUGUCGAGAAGUGGCCCCGGUCACCAAUUUUAGUGACUCCGAUGACACAAUGGUAGCCAAACGGCACCCAGCUCUCAACGCCGUUGUUAAGAGUAAGCAACAUUCUUGGCAUGAGUCCGACUCCUUUACGGAAAAUGCUCCUUGUCGACCACUCAGGCGCCGGCGGAAGGUGAAGCGAGUGACAUCAGAGGUGGCUGCCAGCCUUCAGCAGAAGCUCAAGGUGUCCGAUUGGAGCUAUGAGAGAGGGUGUCGGUUCAAGUCUGCGAAGAAGCAGCGUCUGUCACGCUGGAAGGAGAACACUCCCUGGACCUCAUCUGGCCACGGAUUGUGUGAAUCAGCAGAAAAUAGGACUUUCCUCAGCAAAACAGGAAGGAAAGAAAGGAUGGCGUGUGAAGCAGAUGAACAAAAACAGGGCUCUGAUGAGAACAUGUCAGAAUGUGAAACCAGCAGUGUGUGUAGCAGCAGUGACACAGGGCUCUUCACAAAUGAUGAAGGCCGGCAAGGGGAUGAUGAGCAGAGUGAUUGGUUCUAUGAAGGAGAAUGUGUUCCAGGAUUCACUGUCCCAAAUCUCCUGCCCAAGUGGGCUCCUGAUCAUUGCUCUGAAGUAGAAAGAAUGGAUUCUGGACUGGAUAAACUUUCAGAUUCCACAUUCCUUUUACCUUCUCGGCCAGCUCAACGAGGGUACCAUGCUCGCUUGAAUCGUCUGCCUGGAGCUGCAGCUCGAUGCCUCAGAAAGGGGCGAAGAAGGCUUGUUGGGAAGGAGACCAACAUAAGUACUUUGGGUGCUGAGAGGAUAGGCCACAUCAUUAGUGACUCUCGGCAGAAAGAAAAGAAUAAAGCGUUGGCUUCUGAUUUUCCUCACAUUUCUGCUUGUGCACAUGAGUUUAAUCCCCUUUCUCCUCUUUACUCCCUGGAUGUUCUUGCGGAUGCUUCUCACCGACGAUGCUCACCUGCGCACUGCUCUGCCAGACAGGCAAACAUACACUUGGGACCCCCAUGUUCACGUGACAUCAAGAGGAAACGGAAACCUGUGGCCACAGCAUCUCUGUCUAGCCCAAAUGCAGUUCACGUGGAUGCAAUGGAGUCAACUGCACCAGCAUCACAGGCCCAGAAAUCUCCCAACUCCGAGUGGUUGGUCAGGACCUCUGCCCCAGAGAAAGCUGCUGAUUCAGCUUCAGCUACGUUUUUUAAAAUGCCACAAGAAAAGAACCCUGGAUGCAGCUAGAGAGCAGUAUUUCACCCCAGGAGCCAACGAGGUGUUGCGAAACCAUUAGACUUUGUAUCAUGUAGGCUUGCAUAUCUUAAUUGACAUCCCAGCCCAUUCCCCAUCAGGACUGGGUCCUUCCUCUUUGAACAAAGCAGUGGACUCUUUCUCUUAGAAAAUCAUGUUGUGGAAAUCCGGUGUUUUUUUAAAAAGUAAAGUAUUGGGGCAGCAAUUUUUUUUUUAAAAAGGGUCAUUUUAUGCAAUAUUUGUUACAUUGCUAUUACUGUCUCAACAGUUACCUACAGCUCCAUUUACAGAGCUGUUGCUUUUUUGCAGGUGUGUCUUUUCUUGAAAAACUAGUAACUGCUUUUGCAUACUCUCUGUGUAGAGCUUUAAUAUCAUUUGAGGAAGUCCCAAAUGAUAUUAAUGAGUCAAGACUUGUGUGUGGAAUUGUGUUUGCAGGAGGUAAGGCUUGCCUCUGAGCCUGGCCUCGAUUCCCUCAGAGUGCCAAUCUGAUAAAUCCACCAAGGUCUCAGUUUGGAGACUCAGAAGACAACACCAGCAGCAUGGGACUUGGGAACUUCUUCUAGUCUUCUUGAUGGCCUAGUGGGACCGCGAGCAGCUGCACCUAUAUACAUAUACACACAGAUUAGUGUCAUGAAGAUGUUUUAGCUGUACAGCAAACUGAAAUAGUCAGUGGAUUGUGUCUUAAUACUUCAUGUUGCAGUGUAAGCCUUUAUGUACUAAAUGGGACUUUUAUUGUUAGUUUAUAGGUCAAUAACCUGCAGCAGAAAUUCAUACUCUAUUAUAAUAAUGGCUUCUUGGGGCCAUACUUUGGGAAGGAAAAAUGUCUUUUGACAUGCUUUUUUUCUUUGGCCUGAUCAUCACGGCUCAGCUGCAUGUAGAGUUAUGUAUAUAGCGAUGCCUGAAGUUGGAUGCUACUUUGUCAAAAUGAGGAAUAAGUGACUGCCUACAGCUGCUGGAGAGAAGCCACGCUUUCUAAAAAGGUAUUAGCAAAUGUGUCUGUCGUUCAGGGGCCUGGUUGACAGAAGGGCUCUCUUGUGGUACAAAUAGAGUGCAUUUACUCUGAAAUGUACCGAAACUGCUCUCUGAGUGCCCACUGCUCUGGUUAUGUUCUAGAGGAGCUCCCACUCUGCCUGGGUAGUUUCUGUGCUUAAAUAGGUUGUUGAGUGGGACAGAGCCUCCUUUCCCUGAAGCGCAAAUGUCCCUCUUUCUCACACAGAAUGUAAUGGUAGGCUGCUCUGUUGUGUUCCCUUUUAAAAUCAAUGGUAGCUCCAGAAUUUCCUUGUCUGUGGUAGGUGUACAUGGUUGGAGAGGGAGACUUAAGCUGGGUUUGCGUAGCACUCUCCAUAAGCCUGAAGACAGGCUCUCCUGUCAUAGUGAGUGGACUUCCCUUCCCUGCAGGCUGCACCCACAGCAAUGUAGAAGAUGCAGUGUCUGCUGAAUACAAAAUGGCACUACUGAAUUGUUUAGUGAUGAGGGUAGGUUUUAUGGUCAUGUGCAUUCUUAACUAGUCCCCACAGUGUCCCGAGACAUACAUUUCGAACAUAAUUUGUUGGAUUUAAGGGAGAAAUUCAUGGACAUAAUUUUAUUGUCUUUGUACUAAGCUCUGUGGCUCAUACAGAGAUUGGUCCUGUGAUCAUGGCCUGUUAAGACCUCCACAUUUCAGGUCGAAUCUUUUUUAUGGCACGUUGCCUGGCAAUUCUCCUUUUUACCUGUGAUUAAAAAUAAUUUAUAUGUACAAUUUUAUGUUUUAAACAUCUCUGUGACAUAAAGGUAAGUGGCUGCUGCCAUUUUACAGAGACAAGAGCAGUCACAGUUUAGUGACUUGCCCAGAAUCGCUUAAUCAAGCCGGGAUUAAAAUCCCAGACUUUCAUACUUUCUCUGCCCUGGGUUGUAACCUUGAUUUUCAUUGGUCGACCUGUGUCACUCUGAGAGCCUUGGUUUUGAAACAGUGUGCCAUGAAUAUGUUACAUCCUUCUUGGGCAUGCUUUUUACAUAGUUUGAAUCCUUUCAACAGGGAUCACCCACAAAUGCCAUAUCUACCUAUACUAAGUAGGGGAGACAAAUAGUUACCUAAGAAAAUAGCAAUUAAGUACACAAGUGCUUCGCAACACAGGUUUGUAAAUUGUGUUCCUGUUUUAAGCUGCUGCAUGAGCUUGCUUACAGAAUUAUUAACCAAUUCAUUCUGGUUGUUUUUGUAUGAAUCAAUUCCAGAAGAAUAACCUUAGAAUCGAGUGUAUCUUGAAUUUUAAAAUUUAAAUCUCCUUUUUAUAUGGCAAAGUGUAUAAUGUGAUAAAUUAAGAAAGUCUGUUACCUUUCAACAAAAGAUAUUUCAAAAUCAGGUUUUGUAAUCUGUUGAAAAAACUGAUAGUAUGACUUCCUUUGAGGAUAAUCCUUGAGCUCACACUUAUUUGAUCUGCUCACAAGUAACAACUGCAGCUGAGUUCCACAGUUUUUACUUCUUUCAGGGUUCUGGUUUAUCCCAGCUGGCUGCACAGUCUGCCUGUCUGAACCCUAAUCUUGUGUAUUUUCCACAAUAGGCAAAAGUCAAGAUGUUAUCUAUUACUGCCAUUCGUAAAAGUUAGUUUUGCUUAUGAGUUUAAGGGAAUUUGAGAUUAUUUUUCAGCUGCAGUAUUUUAAAGGGAGCAACUUCAUUUGCAUCAAAAGUCUUGUGUUGCUUUUUGGUUAAGAACUGGUCAGAGGAGGAAAUUAGUAGCUGUUUACAUGGUGCCAAAUUUGGGAGGGACAGAAUAUGAUCUUAAUAUAUUGAGUGGUGCAUGCUUUUAACCUUGAAAUCUUUAGAAAUUGAAUGCAGUUGAAAAUUUCAGAUGAUACUGUUUUGCUGGGCUAUGAAACAGGCUACAAAACAAGGCCAUUUUGGCAGCAAAAUGACUAAAAGCUGAAAUAGAUCUAAUUUGUGAUGCUGACAGCAUUCUUUGCUAAGUAAAACUCCCCACCUAGAAUAGGUAAUUAAACUAUUUUUGAAUGCCAAAUUGAUUAAUCUGAUACAUCUUUGCACCUUGGAAUCAGAACACAAUCUAGUCCACAGCAUUGGAAGUUCCGAUGCUGCAAAGCAAAGGAGCAGAGUUAUCACAGAAGUCACUUAGAGUUGGACAGGUGACAGAGUGUCACGAGAAAGGAGCUAGGCUGGCUUGUCAUUGCUGAUGUGAUGGGUUCUCCACUUGGGCUCCCGGCGAAGGCUCCAGAUCUUUGCUUUAUUUUGGCUUCAUUACCACGCUCUGUGUUACCUGGGGAGGCGCCUAUGUAAAAUCCUCAGCAUUAGAAGCCAUAUUCGGUGCUCUGUAUGUCUGGUGAACCUUAUCUGAGCUGGGAUGAGAACAGAGUGGCUUUCUCUUGCAGCUGUGGAUGCCGUCUCGUUAGGGGUGUAGCUUCCAGGAUGUGUCAUGGUUCAUGGGAUGGUGGGCAGGAUGGUAGAAACAGUUUGCGCUUGCUGUCAGCUGCUUCCUUUGUUAAUGCUUGAGCUGUCCGUUUUACUUGUCAGUAUUUCCUUAUUGCCCACUCCAGUCAUGACAGUUGUUGGAGUUACUGAUGGUGGCAGCAAUCAGGAGGGAUUCCUGCCCCAUCAGAAAACUGGUAUAGAGGGGAAAGGUGAGGAAAUUGGCAGGUUCUGCUAUUAGCGCUAAACACAAAGUGGCCGGGAGAUGCUUUCACCUACAUGAAGUUCACAGAAGAGAUGGACGUCAAAUGCCUGGAAACGGCAACAUCGGAAAGAAACAAGGAAAAUGAGUGAUGUUGCUGAAGUGUGUGGAUUUUAAGGUUUUUAACAAGCCCAGAAAACAAACUUGCGACCAAAAGAAGAAAUUUUCCUGCCACUGCAAAUAGAUAUAGCACUUGGUAAAAUUGCCAAAAUUAGGGAAUAAAAAAGUUUCAAGCACAGUAUUGAACACUGGGGGUCCUGAAGGUGUUCACCAAGGAAAGCAAUCUUGGUGAGGUCCAGAAGUGAGAAGAAGGCGAGAGGAAGAGAAGGGGAAAUGCUUACAGGGGGUCCCUGGACCAGCAUCAGCACAUUCUUGCCGCCCCAGACCUACUGAAUCAGAAACAGGGUGGGGCGCAGCCGGCUCCUACUAGCGCUCCAGAGGACUCGGGGGCACGCUGACGUUUGAAAACCACAGGCUUUGCCACAGUUAAAAAGAACUGUUUUAAUAUACUGGUAGCCCCCUGAGCUCUGAGGUGCUCUUAUAUUUCCCUCCAUGUUGUAUAGAGAUGUUUUGUGUAUGAUUCUUUGCAGAAACUGUUAAUGUCUUUAUUUCCCGUACUUUUCCCCUCAAGCUCCUGAAAGAUCUCCUGGAAAUACCGAGAAGGGAUGAUGUGGAGCAGAGUGCCGUCGAGGCUGUAUUUAGAUGGAUGGAAACAACCUUUUAAAAGUGGAUUAAAAUAUAAUCACGAAUUUUUAGUUUGUGAGUGAUAGUCAUUUUUCAAAUGGGCCGUAAAACAUUUGUGUAAGAUACUGCCAUCCAUGAUUUUGUGACAUUUGUUCAUUACAUUGUAAUUUCAUGGGUAAGUGUCAUGUAUUUUCUGGCGUCAUAAUGGUGAAUGAAGCCCUUAAAGUAUGGCUCACAAAAAUGAAAAAAAUAAUUGGAAGAAAAACCACCCUGCGUACAUAGUGUUUGUAAUAAAUACCUGUCGAGUUAUUGGUAAUCUUGCUAGGACUUAAUCUUAGUACUUCAGAGCAUGUAAAAAUCAAUUUUCAGUUAUCCCACUUAAUCAUACACUGUUGUCUUUGUUUUACAUUUCAGGUAGUGUUUCUGCAGGGCUUGGGGACCAAUAGCAACAGCACAUACAUUUUUUUGUUGUCUGACUCGUGGAUCCAACGUGGUACUCCAAAGUUUUGAAGUGAAAUCAUGACCACUUUUUUCUUUAGAUUUUAAUCUGUAUGAAUUGUGGCAGGGCCCUACCUUAGUACCAACGCCUGCGACCUCAAGUUCUCUCUCUCUGGCGAUAUGUGUGGCUAAGGAGGAGUUGAGUAUCAUUUCCUCAGGUGCUCAUGUGGUUUUCUGACUGGGUCUUAAUUUAUAAAGGUGACUGAGUGACAACAUGGAGAGGUCACUGUCAUUGUAAGGAAACUUGAAUGUUACUUAUAGUUCCCCUAGAAACAAGAUACAUGGCCCAUUAAUUACUAGGGCCACAGGACAAACACCAGCUUUGGGUCAGGAUGCAGAAGACAGGAGCAAGAGGUAGGUUUAGGCCAGAGCCUUUAUCAGGGUUUCCUGAAAGGCAAAGCAGGGAGGGUAAACAGCUUAGGAAUGGCUAGUUGGGCUGGUUUGAAUACUCCCAGGGCCUUUGGACUAGAGCGUGGUCUCUAGUUACCUGGUACCUGGCUGUGGGAUGAUUGCUUCCCGGGUUGUACAGGCCGGAUGGAGGAGGUAGGGCUCCAUCAUACCUGCUCAUUUUGCAGAUCAGAAGCUGAGUCCAAUAUUCUUAAGAAUCGGCUAGCCCUCGGAGGGGUAGUCUCUCCCCAGCUGGAAAGGUUUCUUAAGAUAUCAAAACAUCAUAAUAUAUAGAAAAUAAAAAACAUGGUUAAUACACAUGUGUAGGCUGCUUAGCUCUCACUUCAAUUUUUGCAGUCUUUUAAAGCACCAUAUAAUUUUUCUUUUCCAUCUUGGAAACCAGUUAAAAGUACCUCUGGCCAAAAACAUUAGUGUUAUUAGAUAUUAUCCAGGCGUGGGAAUAGAAAAAGAUUUUUAAGAUCUAAAUUAUGAAAAUUAAUGUUUUCUUUCUCUAGAAGUGAGUUCUGACCCUUGUUUCUAAUUGAAAAAGGAAAAACAAUGUCAGAGAACUUAGAAAUGGCCUUAGUGGAUUUCACUUAAACCAACCCAUUUCGCUAUUAUAGAUUCUGUAUCUCUUUCCUUCCAGUUGGCCAUGUAUUGCUCCAUGAAGAAUCUGCUGAUUUCUCCCACCCCAGAAUCAUGGUGACAUUUUGAAUCGCUCUCAAUAUUUAUUACAACUUCCCACCUGUUGUCAGCGAUUGCAAACUGUGGCCAUUUAAAAUUCUUCUACCCUUCUUCUCAACCUCAGCAGCUAAUCUCCCCCCCGCCUUAACAGAUAACAGAGUAUUAGACAGGGGCCCCCACUUACACACCUUCACGUACACUCUUCCUCACCUUUUUUUCUCCUUGCAAGGGCCUUCCCUGCCCAAGACGAAUCCCUUGUAUGUCCUAGCCUCUCCCCUGAUCAUAUAGACGCCUCACUCAAUCCAGCUACAACUUUGCACUCCUCACACGUACAGCUUUGCAUUUAAACAUGUUCAAAGACUCCGUCUUCUAACAAUCCCGUUCCUCAACCCUUUGAACCGCUUGACUACCGCUAAGGUGCUGCCCUCACCUGUUCUUUCUGCCCCUUAGUUCGCAAAUCACGCAAGUGGUUUAUAACCCUGUGGUUUAUAACCCUGGCUGCACGCUUACGACCACCUGGGGAGGUAUUUGAAAAUCCUAAUGCCCCCAGUCAAAUCAGACCAGUUACAUGGGGAUAGGGGGGAGGGGCAGGCUCCAAUCCUUACAGAAAUGUACAGCUGGGGCCGAGAACCUGGCCACUACCCUCGGCACUGUUAAAAUGGUGCUUGCUGGGUCCACCAGUGACUUCUAGUUGCCAAAAUUUAGUCUAGGUUGAUCUUCAUGAUUUGAUGCUGUAUAGCCAUAUCCCUUUUGGAAUUCUUUCUAUUCUGACCCUGUUCUCCCCUGGUUUUUCUCCCACUUUGCCCUUUCUCAGUGUCCGCAGGUGGGCAGUUUGGUCAGUAGUUCAGUCCAGCGCAGACUGAAUGUCUGUCUGCCCUCACCUCCAGUACUUCAGUUCACGUCCAUGUGCUAAGGAGUCCCUUUGUCAUACCACCUAAUGCACUGACUUGAAGGACAGACUCAGUGAAGCAUUUACAUUUAUUACUAAUGACUGCAAACUUCUAGGAAAGCAUUCUCAAGAUCUCUGCUCCUUCCCUCACGUCUAUUUGUUCUUCCUCCAAACCCAUGGAGGUAGGAAGAAUUGCAAAUCACACUAGUCAGAUUCUAAGAUGGAUCCACCCGUUUACUAACUCAUGGAAUUGUUCAUGAAAAGUCAGGCUUGAACUGGGGUCCCUCUUCUGCUUUCUCCUUUCCAGGGUCUUGGACUGGUAAGGAGGCCUGGGCCCACUUCUGCACGCAAGGAGGCUACCCUCACCUAGUGCUACCUUCAGUUUUUUACUGUCGGCUGCUGGUAAGAUUUUAGUUUGGGUUUAGGGGGUGAGUCAGACCCAGUUCCUCACCACUUUUUGGCCUUGGGGACCAUGUUGGAUCUUACUUUAUCAGAGAACUUGUUAUUGGGGUUUCGAGCACUAGCCCGAAGAAUGAAACGUAGAACUUGAUUUCCUACUUCACCACCGUCACUGCAUGCUGCUUCUGCUACUGUGUAGAGGUUCCACCCUCACCAGAAGGGACUGUUCCUGGCUUCUUUGAAUCACUGGUUUCUAAUUCAAAAUCUGGGAUAGGUGGAUCUAAAUAGUGGUCAUGUGCCUCGUCCUAGCUGUGGGAAGUGAGAUUGAGGUCGUCUGGAGUAUUGAGCUUCUAUUGGGAUGGAUGAAUUCCUUAAAUGUAGGAGGGCAGUUCAGAUGCUGGGCAGCUGACACAGGUCCACGAAAGCCACAGCCCUGUUCACUGAUUCAAAAAACGUUUUUAAGUGUUCAGAGACCUCUUGAGGAAGCGGGUGGCUGCCCCAAGCAGGGUAUUCUUAGGUUCCUUAGAUAUACUCUGCAAACUCUUGAAACCAGUAGAACCCGUUCCAGAGAUAAUAAUAAUAAUAAUAAUAACUAUUUACUGAUGGAUUAUAUGCCAUUUGUCAGUAGCAUCUAACUUAAUCCUCAACAACUCUAAGGUAGGUACUUUUAUCUGUUUUAAAGCAAUGAAAUAUGCUUACAGUUACAGCUUAACUUGGUCCAAGUCACAUAGCUAAUCACUGUCGGCCAGGAUUCAAACUCCGAGGCUGUUUGAUGCUAACGUUUCCGUUAUCAGCCAAUACCCUAUGUUGCCCCUUUUCACAGUAGAAAUGAACUGUUGAUGGCCAUGUAUAUCUGAAAUAAACUGCGCCCUGGGCCCAGGGCUGGUGUCUGGUGGCACCAUUUUACUCCAUUUGCCUGUUGCUCCUGGUGGGCUGUUCUCUAUUAAAGCAACUGUGAAUGGGCUCAUCUCGGUGCCUAAAGCACUGAAAGGAGAUAGGCAACCUCUAUGGCAUUCUCUUAAAACAACCUAUUCUUGUUUUUGAACAUGUCUAAAGCAAAAGUCAAACAAAUCUUCCAAACCUAUGGCAACGGAAAGGUAUUGUCCUUUGUGUGCCAAAGCAAAACUGAUCCAUGAGCCAAGAGGACGUGUAUUUUGAGUUGUAAGGGUAGUGAUGGGCUGUCCCGAACAUCCCAUUUUCAGACUGUUGCUAAACAGCUCAUAGAACCGCUAGCAAAAUAGCCGACUUACCAGUGUUGGCCUUUGUAAAUGUCCCUUCUUUCUGUAGAUGUGUGUAACACAUUUUCAGACAAGCACUCCGCUGACUGCUGAGUAUACCAAGAGGAAGUCAUGAAGUUCAUGGUCUGCUGAGGAAGAGACAAGGAAAGCAAAUAUUACAAUGUAGAGUGAUAGGUGUCGAGGUAAGAAUAUCAUGGUAUUUUGGCAAGAAGGAAGGCACUCAGACUGCGCAGAGGGAAGGUUAAAAAAAUACUGAGCCAGGUCUGGAAGGAUGCGCAGGAGUUAAGAGAGGAUGAGGUUAUUCAGCAUAAAGAGCGCGGUUUGUUCAGGGCAGCGCAGGUGUUUUGGUGAGGCUGGCAUCUGAAGGAUGCAAAGGAGCAGGGAGAGGCAGGCAGGAGACAGGAAGUGAGGGACCCUGUGUUCACGGGCUUGCUUGUGGAUUUGGAGUGCUCCUACCAUUCCUCUGUGGUAUAGCCAUGGAAACCCUACUGCAGGAGGCCCAUUGUGCAGACAGAGCUGGAACUCAGAUGGGAACAGGUUUGUAUCUCCUUCAUUCCCGCCCUGAGGUGUAUGUUACCAGGUCCACCUAUUUGUAGGAGCUACUGACAUGCUUGAGAGUAGAUUAAGCUGAAUUGGAAAUACCAGUUUAUACCAUGGCUGACGGAUUCCCUCGUGUCUUCUAUCAUGAUGCCAGUCUGAAGUUACUUCCCCUGAACCGCCUUAUCUUGGUAGAAUUGAAUGUACUGUGUGGUGGCCCGAAUGUCCAGUACUGUUCCUUGGAACAGAGUUGUUCUUGUCAGUGACCAGUUACGCAUGUCGGGCUUUGUUUCUCAGUAGUGACAGUAAAUGUGUGUUGAUCCAGUCACACAUUUUAGAUUGGGGACUUCUGCAAUCUUUGCUAUUUCAAGGUUACAGAAAGUGUCCAUAGGACAAUACAGCUGGCCCACACUAAGCUCUGAUCCCAUGAUUUUGGUCUCAUGAAUACCAUGGUCUAAGUUAAGUUAGCUAAGCUCUUUGAAACUGUGUAAAACUGAACCAAAUGAGUGUUUGGGGCCAAAGUGGUGACUUACGACUCUUUCUCUAGUGCUGCACUGUAGUACGACGCAGAGCCUCCUCUCCAUGUUCUUGAGAGCUCUUGAUUCAAAACAUGGUUUUUUACAAAAGUCUUUUACUUUGAAAUAAUUUUAGGAAAGUUGCAAAAAUUGUACAGAGCUUUUUCCGCUUCUGAUGUUAACGUAUGAGCCACGGCACAAUUAUUGAAACCAGGAAAUUAACAUUGACACAGUUCUAAGUAACUAAACUAUAUACUUUAUUUGAAUUUCACUAGUUUCCCCAGAAAUGUCGUUUUUCCAGAUAAGGAUUCAAUCCAGGAUCCAUAUGUACUUGGGACUGUUUCUGAACUUUCUAUUCUAUUCCACGGGUCUAUUUGUUUGCUUGUGCACAGUACCACACUGUUUUAAUUGUAGAAACUUUACAGUGUGUUUUAAUGUCUGGUAGAGGUAGUCCCCUCUCCUAAUUUUUUUUUUCAGUGUUUUCCUGGCUAUUCAUCUAUGUUUCUUUUUCUACGUAGACUUUAGUAUCAAGUUGUCUAACUCCAUAAAAAGGUGUAGUGAUAUUUUUAUUGAGACUGUUUUCAUUUAUUAACUAAUUUAGGGAGAACUGACAUCUUUACAAUGUUGCGUCAUCCUAUCCAAUAAAAGGGAAUAUAUUUCCAUGUGUUCAAGUCU